GAGAAUUUGCUUAUGGAUAUGUCCCACCCUGUUUCGUUCUAUAAUUUCAAUUUUAUCUCAACAAUAAUUUAUUUCCACUUAUAUUCUUUAUUUCUGAGUAUUAUUAUAAAACAGUAGGGAAGAAAAAUGAUCAGUAAUAUAGGGAUACUAAAUGUAGUAGAAUAGAAGCAUGUAUGUCUGCUAGAAGUACAUAAGUAGUAGUGUGCGUUGUGGUCAUGUUGGAAACUAGAUCUAUGCGAGGAAUGCCAGAUCCUUCUUGGCAAACCAGUAGUAAUUACGGAUCAAAAAUUUCACAUCAGAUGGCUGGCCUGAACAUUCGAUAUGGCAAAGCUGGUCAGGAUGAUGUUUGUUAUGUUGUGGCCAAGUACGAUUACGAACAUCAGGGGCCUCAAGAGUUAGAUUUGCGUAAAAACGAACGUUACGUUCUUCUCGACGAUUCGAAACAUUGGUGGAAAGUGCAGAAUUCGCGAAACCAGGCUGGCUACGUUCCUAGCAACUAUGUAAAGAAAGAAAAACCUUCUCUAUUUGAUAGUAUCAAAAAGAAGGUAGGAACCAGUAUUGCGGUGAAGAAAGGUUCAGGAUCGAAAACGCUUCCUUCGAAUAAUUCGCCGUCUAGAACAGUAGAAUCUCCGAACAUGGCGCGAAGAGCGGCAGCCGAUCCUUCGGAAGCCAUAGGAAUUGCGGUCGUCAAAUACAACUACCAAGCUCAGCAGCCCGAUGAAUUGUCUUUAGUGAAAGGUUCUAGGAUUUUAAUAUUGGAAAAGAGCAACGACGGCUGGUGGAGGGGUCAAAGCAGCAACAUCACUGGUUGGUUUCCCUCCAAUUAUACGCAGGAAGAAGGCGAUCUGGACGACACCAUGCAUACCUAUGCCAUGGCCGAAAACGUCUUGGACAUCGUCGUAGCUCUAUAUUCGUUCUCUUCGUCCAACGAACAGGAAUUGUCGUUUGAAAAAGGAGAUAGGUUAGAGAUUUUAGAUAGGCCGCCGAGCGAUCCAGAGUGGUAUAAAGCUAGAAAUUCUCAAGGACAAGUAGGUUUGGUUCCGAGAAACUAUUUACAAGAACUAUCGGACUAUAUGGAUCGGCCUUACCAAGAGAGGAACAAACAAGAACUCAUGGAUUCCUCGAUGGUCAGUUCUCAAGUAUCACAGGCCUCAAUGAUGGAUAAACCGCAUCUGGUGGACAAGCCUUGGUACUACGGAACCAUUUCAAGAAACGUUUGUGAUAAUUUAUUAAAUCAAUUUGGACACGACGGUGACUUUUUAAUUCGUGACAGCGAGACAAAUGUUGGUGAUUAUUCAGUGUCAUUAAAAGCGCCAGGCCGGAACAAACACUUCAGGGUGCACGUAGAGGGCGCCCUGUACUGUAUAGGACAACGAAAAUUCCACACCCUCGACCAACUGGUCGACCAUUACCAGAGGGCGCCCAUCUACACCAACAAGCAGGGCGAAAAACUUUAUCUCGUGCGGCCUCUGCCCAAAACAAAAUAGGAAACAAGUUAUAAAUUUAAUAUAUUUUGUGUGAGUGUUUUUUUACAUUGCAAGUGGCUUUAGUAUAUACAUAUAUUUAUAGAUGAAUUGCUAAUAAGGGAAAUGCCAGGAGGAGAGAGGUAACAGUGUGUUAAUCGGUUGGUGCGGCCCUAUAUUGGUCUUAGAGAAUUUUAUUAUAAUUUUUUUAUAACCUUAAAAGUAUCUUACUGUUAUCACCGACGUUAAACCUACUAUAAUAUUAUAAAUUGGCGCUUAUCAAUUUAUUCCCCUGGACCCAAGAACGGUAAACUAAUAGGAUUGCUCAUCCUCACAAGACGUACGUUCGCCUCUU
Molecule: messenger RNA, 1818 nt
Organism: Sitophilus oryzae (rice weevil)
Lineage: Eukaryota; Metazoa; Arthropoda; Insecta; Coleoptera; Curculionidae
Gene: dock
Product: cytoplasmic protein NCK1
Exons: 8
Coding region: 216-1487 (423 amino acids)
Molecular function (GO): protein binding
Source: RefSeq, a predicted model, not a curated record